AUGCAAACCGGGAAAGGCCCAAACAGACGCAGAGCUGGAAAGGAUGGCUCAGGAGCGCCCACAGAGCCACUCCUGUGUAAGUUCGCUGAUGGCGGUCAGAAGAAGAGGCAGAGUCAGGGGAAGUACCUGCAGAACGGCCGGCCCUGGACCCGGGACUCCGACUCGGGAGGAAUGGCGCUGGCGUAUGACCCCACAGCCUUACAGAACGGGUUUUACUCAUCCCCGUACAGUCUGGGCCCAAACCGGAUGCUGGCUCAGACGUCUCUGCCGUACAUGCACUCUCCCGCGGUCUCCUCGUACCAGGCUUUAUUUGACAGAUACAGUAGGCUGGCAGGAAAUGGGGGAGACAGAUGGGGGAGUGACAUGGAGCAAAGUGGCCGGGACUCGAACCCUGGCCGCUCCAAUGCGUGCUAUGCGCUGUACCAGGUCCACAACCCGUCCUGGAUGCACCACCAGUCGUACCUCAUGCAGCCAGGGGCCGUCCUCACCCCGACCAUGGAGCACAUGUCCAUCCAGCCCACCUCCAUCAUGGGGCCCCUGAACCAGCAGCUCAGCCACCUGACCCUGGGCAGCUCUGGCACAUAUAUUCCGGCCAACACUUCUAUGCAGGGGACCUACAUCCCCCAGUACACCCCAGUGCCUCCCUCCAACGUCCAAGUCGAGGAGAACGGAGUGAAGCUAAGCUUUGGGAGGGGCCAUGGGCGCCUGUUGAAUCUGACCAAUCAGGAGAGAGGACGCAGCGAGCUCGUCCCCUGCACCUGGACUGAACUCGGAUCACAAAAGGAACAUCCAAACCAGGUGCCGGACCUGAACGCCAGGCUUUUGAAGAGCGUAACCAAACUCAAAGCCACGUUCACACUGGCUCCAGUGAAGUGUGCAUUAGUCUACUUCAGCCCAACAGCAGGGGGCGCUGUGGGGGUUAUUGACUUUCAAAACCACAAAUGA
This is a messenger RNA of Knipowitschia caucasica, 945 nucleotides long. NCBI's taxonomy places the organism in Eukaryota, Metazoa, Chordata, Actinopteri, Gobiiformes, Gobiidae. The record is from the annotation of a GenBank genome assembly.